This is a messenger RNA of Manacus vitellinus (golden-collared manakin), 660 nucleotides long. It is a transcript of the gene CST7, whose product is annotated as cystatin F. The record is from RefSeq and is a predicted model, not a curated record. The transcript is spliced from 4 exons. Gene Ontology annotation, cellular component: late endosome; lysosome; endoplasmic reticulum. Lineage: Eukaryota; Metazoa; Chordata; Aves; Passeriformes; Pipridae. The coding region runs from base 29 to 487 and encodes 152 amino acids. Gene Ontology annotation, biological process: positive regulation of myelination; negative regulation of microglial cell activation; immune response. Gene Ontology annotation, molecular function: cysteine-type endopeptidase inhibitor activity.
UCUGCCAGGCUCCUAUGAAGUGGUGGAGAUGGCAGUGAACUUCAUCUACAGUUGUAUUGUACUUUGCUGCUUAACACUCUGGAGCUUCAACAGGACUUCAUGUGAUAUACAUGUACCACCACCUCAUUCAACCAUGAAACCUGGCUCCCCUAUCCCAGCGAACAUCAACAGCCCUGGUGUUCGCAAAGCAGCUCGCUUUGGGGUUUAUAGAUACAACAACAGUUCCAAUGACCUCUUUCUGUUUAAGGAUUCACGAAUAAACAAAGCCAUGGUACAGAUUGUCAGAGGGCUGAAAUACAUGCUCCAUGUGGAAAUCAAACGCACUGUGUGUGAGAAGAGGAAGCACUCCAGCCUGGACAGCUGUCACUUCCAGAGGAAAAAAAACCUGCAACAGACGCUGAGAUGCUAUUUUGAGGUCUGGAUAACACCUUGGCUACAGAAAGUACAUGUCCCUGUUGUCCACUGUCACCAACAGCUUUCCCCAUGAGACCCUGACUUACAGGGGAUCUACCACCAUGUGUUUUUCCUUAUCUGGACUGUUGACAUCAAUACUAAAGUGGAGAAUGUACAGAACCACCAUAGAGCUUUUCUCUCAAAGUGCAUGGUUGUUUUUUCCUUGAGAACGAUACUCAAAAGUGACAAAGACCUGCCUUGACUGAA